AUGUUCUUGUAUUUGUGUGAUAAUAUAGGUACUAUGGAAGGGGGAUCAAAUAGUGUGUCUAAUGGGCAGGUAGAUCCAGAUGAACAAUUAUUGGAUGAUGAUGAUGUAUAUAUAUUGAUAGGAUGGUCGUGCAUCAUUGCGGAGGACAUGUCCAUGCAUACGAGAGAACCUAUUAGGGACAGCAAACUAUCAGGACCUGAAUGGAUAAGGGAGAUUGUUUAUGGACAUUCAGAUAGAUGCUAUGAAGCCUUCAGGAUGGAGAGACAUGUUUUUCAGAACCUAUGUGAAUUAAUGAGGGCAAAAGGUUGGUUGAAAGAUAGUCGGUUUAUUAGGAUAGAUGAACAAGUUGGGAUAUUCUUAUCUAUGGUUUGUCACAAUAACUCCAAUAGAGAUUUAUGUGAGAGAUUCCAACAUUUAGGACAAACAAUUAGCAACUAUUUCAAUAUAGUGUUGAAAGCAAUUAUCAAACUCUCAAAGGAAGUUAUCAAACCACCGUCCUUUGAUGUUGUUCCACAGGAAAUUCUUAUGAAUCCUAAUCAUGAACGAUACUUCAAGGGCUACGUAGGUGCUAUUGAUGGCACCAAUAUCAAUGCUUCCGUCCCUGUGUCUGAGCAGGUCCCAUAUAGAGGUAGGAAAGGGAAUACCACCCAGAAUGUGCUGUGUGUUUGUUCAUUUGAUAUGAAGUUUACUUUCGUGUAUUCUGGGUGGGAAGGAUCUGCCAACGAUUGUCGGGUGCUUUCGGCAGCACUCGAGACUCCUCGACUGCAAUUUCCUCGGCCACCACUAGGCAAAUACUACGUGGUAGAUUCUGGUUAUGCAUCACUUCCGGGAUUUUUAACUCCGUUUAAAGGUGAACGGUAUCAUUUGAACGAUUAUAGGGGGCGUGGAAGACGGCCAAGCACAGCAAGAGAAUUGUUUAACCAUAGGCACUCUUCACUAAGGAAUGUCAUUGAGAGGUCAUUUGGGGCAUUAAAGAAUCGCUUCACCAUUUUGAGACACAUGCCCCCAUUUACAAUAAAAAAGCAAGCACUUGUUGUAAUUGCAUGUUGUGCUCUCUAUAAUUACAUUCGUGAGGAGGACAAUAUGGACAAAAACUUUUCCCAUUAUGGAGAUCCAGACUACCCAUUUGGAGCUAGAGAAGUGGAGGUUGCGGAUGAUACACCACUUGAGCAAGCAGCUGAGAUAAACAUGCUUAGGAAAAGUAUUGCAAAUAAAAUGGCAAGGGAUUACAAUCUGCCCGAGAUUCCAUGAUUUGUGUUUCUGACUUUUGUAAUAUUAUUUUUAAAUACUACAUGACGAUGGGAGAUGAUCCUUACAUGUA
Molecule: messenger RNA, 1321 nt
Organism: Syzygium oleosum
Lineage: Eukaryota; Viridiplantae; Streptophyta; Magnoliopsida; Myrtales; Myrtaceae
Exons: 3
Coding region: 1-1251 (416 amino acids)
Source: RefSeq, a predicted model, not a curated record